CCCUGUACUGCUUUCACUUCCGUGUUUAUGUACGAGAGCAGACUGUGUGGAGGGAACUGGUUCAGAGUCAGCUGCUCUGUCACUAAAACGACUUCACCAACAAUGAAACUGAAUUGAGAUCAGCUCCUGUUUUACAUAUGCCGCAAUUUGGCGUCCUGGUUCCUCCUGUGACUGACUGUCAGCUGAGCAGAACCAGGAUCAGGACAUCCAGUCAAACAGGACAUCCAGCCAUACACAGCGAAGCUGCUGUUCUCAGACUUGGUAGACAUGGCAAUGACAAAUCCCCCCAAGAUAAAGACUGCGAUUGCUGCAGAUGAGAGGCUGAACAACUUGAAAAGUACCUUUGAAGCAAAGUAUGGAGAAUCUCCUCUCUUCUAUGCACGCGCUCCAGGAAGAGUGAAUCUGAUAGGAGAGCACAUUGAUUACUGUGGCUAUUCUGUGCUUCCAAUGGCUAUUGAGCAAAGUAUCCUGGUCGCUGUGACGGUCAACACUUCAGGCACGAUCCAGCUCGCCAACACUACUCCUCAAUACAAGGACUUCACUGUGUCGUGUUCAGAGGACAUCGCCAUCGACAAAGACAAUCCAAAGUGGCAUUAUUAUUUUCUCUGUGGCGUUAAAGGAAUUCAGGAGAAGUUUGGAAUCGCUCGUCUAUCGGGGAUGUUGUGUGUUGUUGAUGGAACUAUACCUCCGAGCUCUGGUCUGUCUAGUUCUAGCGCUUUAGUUUGUUGUGCUGGCCUUGCAACGAUGGAGGCAAAUCAGAAAUCCCUAUCCAAGGUGGCGCUCGCAGAGAUAUGUGCCAAAUGUGAGCGCUACAUUGGAACAGAGGGAGGUGGCAUGGACCAGUCCAUCUCUUUCCUGGCUGAGAAAGGAACUGCAAAGCUGAUAGAGUUCCAGCCUCUGCGAGCCACUGAUGUCAAACUCCCAGAUGGGGCCAUGUUUGUGAUUUCCAACUGCUGUGUGGAAAUGAACAAAGCUGCUUCUUCUCACUUUAAUAUCCGUGUGGUGGAGUGUCGAAUUGCCACAAAGAUGCUGGCCCAGGUGAAGGGCCUGGACCCGAGCAGUGUGAUGAAGCUGGCUGAGGUUCAGAAGGCACUGAACACCUCCCUGGAGGAGAUGCUGGCUCUGGUGGACCAAGUGUUACAUCCUGAGCCGUACAGUCGGGAAGAGAUCUGCAAAGUGCUGUGCGUCACCUCAGAGCAGUUCUCCACUGAACUCCUGAGCGCCAACACUCAGCAUGUAACUCACUUUAAGCUUCACCAGCGAGCCAAGCACGUGUACGGUGAAGCUGCGCGAGUGCUGCAGUUUAAGACCGUGUGCGACUCUAAACCUGCCGAGUCCAUACAGCUACUGGGAGAGCUGAUGAACCAGAGCCAUGCAAGCUGCAGAGACCUGUAUGAGUGCAGCUGUCCUGAACUGGACCAGCUGGUGGACAUCUGCCUGAAGUCAGGGGCUGUGGGCUCCCGGCUGACAGGAGCAGGUUGGGGCGGCUGUGCUGUCUCCAUGGUUCCCAGUGAGAAGGUGGAAUCUUUCUUGCAGGCAGUUAGAGCGGCGUAUUACCUCCCUGAUGCACGCAGAGCAGCCAUGGAAAAACAGAGUUUGUUUGUAUCAAAGCCGGGUGGAGGAGCCGCAAUUUUCCUUGAGGAGUGAAAUUCAUCAAAGCUAUGACAUCAUUUAAAAAAAAAAGGAAUACAAGGGUUAAAAUUAACUUCACUGGUGCAUUAAUUCUUACACUAGGAUUAUGAGUUUUGUGUCACGAUUUCUCUUAUUACUAUUUUUGUAUAGUUACAUUUUCUACUGUUUAAACUCUGUUUUAAUAGGUAGUAAUCAAUCAAUUGCAUGUUUAAUUUGUAAGAAAAUAAAAGAUAAAAUGCA
Molecule: messenger RNA, 1872 nt
Organism: Solea solea (common sole)
Lineage: Eukaryota; Metazoa; Chordata; Actinopteri; Pleuronectiformes; Soleidae
Gene: galk2
Product: galactokinase 2
Exons: 10
Coding region: 268-1647 (459 amino acids)
Biological process (GO): carbohydrate phosphorylation; galactose metabolic process
Cellular component (GO): cytoplasm; cytosol
Molecular function (GO): galactokinase activity; ATP binding
Source: RefSeq, a predicted model, not a curated record